GCGGCUUGUUUAAGUGUCCACACAAACACACUGAUGCAUGCAGAAGCUCCUUUGCAUAAAUGUUUGUGAGGGAGAAAAUGUUGGGAGGGGGGAUUGUUUACUCAAGAAUUUUCUCUUGGAGUGAAAUUAUGGUUUCAUUCAUGUUUUACUAUUUUCUCUGGCUUGCACUCCCUUAAGGAGGAAUGCCUUAGAAAAUUAUUGAAUUAAUAUUUUAAAUGUAUCGUCUAACAAUUAGAUUUACUUUACAGUUAAGAAUUGCCUGAAGUCUGCAUGCACUUGUGUUGCAUUGGCCUCAGAGAGCAUAAUAGUGAGUGCUCAUCUGCCUGUCAACACUUAUGUUUGGAUGCUGUUUAGAAGGAUGAUGUCAUUGGAGAGCAGUGGGAGGGUGCGGUGGGCUAUUGAGGCACUAGGAUGGGUCGUGGAGUCUCCGUAUUCGACCGUGAUACCUCCCCAGAGAGGGUCUCCUUACCAUCAUCUCUCCAUUAAAAAUCUAUUAUCUCUGCAGUGGGCUUGUGGCUCUGCCAGUAUGGAUUCUUUAACCAAUUAAGCACUUUAAUGGAGAGCAGAAUGCAUGUUGAGGAAGAUGACCGUUCAUGUGUUCUAUUGAAGUGAUGAAAUAGUUUUCCCGGUCUGGAGUCAAAAAAGUGGAAAAGUCAAAGAAAUGUUCAUUGACUGUAGUGAUCAGAGCAUUACAGCUGAAUUGGCGAGGAAAAAAGCGAGGCUCAGAGGGUGUUGACAUUUUGUAUUAUUGAUUUCUUUCUUUAUUUUUCAGUUUCCAGGUCGACCCUCCCUCCUGUGGUUUGCUGUGCCCUUGGCAUAUAGUAAGAGUGGCCCUUUCCCUCAGCCACUCCUCCCAUCACCCCUCUCUGUGCUUUGUGCUCGCACCCUCCGUAAUCUGUCAUCAUUGGUGUGUGUGGUGAGCAGCAGCGGCAAAGAUGACGGAGUAUAAGCUGGUGGUGGUGGGAGCUGGAGGCGUUGGCAAAAGUGCACUCACCAUCCAGCUCAUCCAGAACCACUUUGUGGAUGAAUAUGACCCCACCAUAGAGGAUUCCUACAGGAAACAGGUGGUGAUUGACGGGGAGACCUGCCUGCUAGAUAUCCUGGACACUGCAGGUCAGGAGGAGUACAGUGCCAUGAGGGACCAGUACAUGAGGACAGGAGAGGGCUUCCUCUGUGUCUUCGCCAUCAACAACACCAAGUCCUUUGAGGACAUCCACCAGUACAGAGAACAGAUUAAACGUGUAAAGGACUCAGAUGAUGUUCCAAUGGUGCUUGUGGGAAACAAAUGUGACCUCCCGGCACGCACAGUGGACACAAGGCAAGCCCAUGAACUCGCCCGCUCCUACGGCAUCCCUUACAUUGAGACCUCUGCCAAGACACGACAGGGAGUAGAGGACGCCUUCUACACACUGGUCAGGGAAAUCAGACAACAUAAGCUGAGGAAGCUGAACCCGCCCGAUGAGAGUGGUCAGGACUGUAUGAGCUGUCGCUGUGUGGUGUCAUGAUGCAGUUCACCGUUGCACGUUGAGGAGAAAUGCUACAGCGCGUAGUGACAGCAUGGACUUCGAGAUAGAAAGAUAAAACUACUCAAUGAUGACAUAUAAACUUUUUUCAAAAAGAGGAUGAUGUAAGAAAAAGCUCUCAAGGAAACCACCAGAGCUGACUGAACCAUAGACUUUAUGGAAAGGAGGAUUUGGACUGUUGCCUAAGUGGCUAGCUGAACUAGCCUGGUCCGGCCCCCUUUUUUUGGUCCACGUUGACCUGUGAGCAACACCACUAAUGACUCUUGUCAACUCCAGUGCGGUCUCGCUGGGUAGCUCCACAAGUUUCCUGCUAACUUAUUGUUUUCAGUCUCAACACUGGUCUUAAAGGGGGCGUCUCUGACCUCCUCCCACCUUGAAAGCCUAAUUCCACUCUCCCCUGGCGUCCCACUGGAAGGACCGACUUGACUUAAAUGGAAUGGACUGGAAUGGACAUUUAGUUGCCCCAACACCUCUCACAUAAAUAACCCCCCCACCCCCCCAUCCAUCCCACUCUACCUGCAUUUGGGAUUGGAAGCUGACAUGGGAAUGAUUAUAAUUUCUUGUUGUUGUUUAACAGUUAGCCUAGCAGUAAAAAAAAAUCUGAUUUUGUUUUCUGAUGUGGAACAUCUUUUGUGAUUGGAGGAUUUGAAAGUCGCUGAGCACUAUGUGAACAAGGGUGUUCAUUUCAGAUGGCACCUGGUUUGACAUUUUUCACGACCUGCCUGAUGUAGUUGGGAUUCCCAUUGAUCUGCAGAAAGGAGAAUAUAAAGAUGGAUGAACCUGUUUUCUCCAGAAUUCAGCUGCCUUUUCUUCUUGCAGAUGUUUCUUUACUAAGAGUUGUCUUUGUGGAAUAAUAAUAGUAAUGGCUAGUGUACAUAGGUGCUGGUGCAAUAGGAUUCUUUACUGUCCACUUUAUACAAAGUAUUGGGGGGAAAAACACCUAAUGACUACUUUAUUUUACUUUGGUUUAGGAAGAAGGGGUACAGUGCAUGAAAAUGUAGCUGUUGUCAUCCUCUCAGUUGCUAAAGCUGGAGUGAUUGCCUGUAGGAUACUUAUACAACGACAGUUAACGGUUUUAGACACCAGUUGCUUUUCCCUGCUUUCAUUUCAGCAACGUUAAGGUGUAUAAUUGUUAUUUACUACAUGGUGAUUACAGCUUGUUUUUAGGUUGCAAGAAUCGUUCCUCAUAGUUACUAAGGCUCAGGAAUCAGGGUUCAGGAAGGUCGCAUGAAAUAGUCCUGGAAACGAGGGUUAGGGAUAUCACCAGAGUGUAACGCACAAGUCCUGCCUCAGAAUAGUCAAACUUCAGUUUUCCCACACACCAUACUAUCCUCAAACAGCUCCUCUUUCUCUGCCACUUCUGCUCUUCAACGGAACAAUAACAGGUCAGGUGCUAAUCAUGUCAUAUUUACUGUAAAUGUGGGAAUAUUGUGUGUAAUAGGUGAUGGAUAUUGGGGUUAUGGGGGUGCAGUGCUUUGUGUCUCCAUACGGACUAGUUUGCGCUCUCCACAACUGCAUUGAUUUGCUGCCUAAAAUGAAAAAGACUGCUCUGUGUUUACUUUGCCUUAUAUGUUAGCUAGUUUGUACCUCGUGUAUGCAGCAAGCUCUACCUGAGACAGUUUUUUGUUGUUUUGCCUCAUUGUUUUGUUUGUUCGUGUGCAACUUAAGAAAUACAAAGGCGUGUUGAAUUUAAAUAUGCGCUGUACAGAAUUUGAAUGGCAAGACGAACCCCCAAAACACUACACUUGAUUUUUUUCUCUUUUUUUAAGGGUUUAUCUGUAAUGACGUGUGUCUGAAUGUGAUCCUGUUUAACAUGACUGAAACACACCAAAAGUUAGUAACAGUUCUUAGGACAAAACCCUGUUUAAACCAAUUUGCCUUACUUAAAUGUUCAAUUUAGGUGGUCUGGUGGUGAAUAUCCUUUAAAAAAAUCUUGACAUUACAUUGAAACAUGUUGUUAAUUACUAGAAUGUGUACCUUUUUAAGUCCCCCAAAUUAGAGUGUGCAGAAUUUGUCAUGUAUUAUAAUGGAUGUUCCAGACACUACAGGCAGGUUUUGGCAACAUGCUUCAGAUGCAAACCUCAAAGACAUCUCGGACCUCUUCAGUGAAAAACGUCAAAAGCAAGUUUUUAUUUCUGACCCAGUUGAUUUUGUACAGUUAAAGUGACUCUUCUUUUCACUCAUAACAUGACUCAAAGAAUUAUGAUCAGUCUAGUUACUGUGUGGAUGAUAGUGGUCAAGUUGUUUAAAUCAGUUAACCGUUCAUUCCUCUGCUUGGAGGAAGGAUACGAACUGUGAAUGUGUCUUUAGAUAUUGUUUUUAAGAAGCCUUGUGUUUAAAAUUUACAAUCUUGAAAUAAUGCAGGAUUCCCAUACUUUUGGAGUUGAUCCUAGGUCCUACGUGUGACUGUAUUGCUCCUAACAUUUUAUUUUUCACCCAUUGUACUCAAACCACUUAAUGGAAAAAAAAGUGUGAAGUUUGUAACAUGUAAGUACAGUCCUGAUAGUAUUCUUGUCCUCUCCCUGUCAAUCUUUAUACAGUACAUCCGUAAUAAUACAACGAUUCCACAAAUCUAUGCAUUAAAUUCCCAUUGCAUCAGAAUAUCGGUGUCAUGUUGCCACAAGGAUACUCAGCCAGCAAAACCAUAAGUAUACAUGUCAGAAAACCUGGCAAGCAUGACAAAGACUGUAUGGACCAUUGGGAGUUUUGCACAAGGAUACAGUGGGCUCAAGGGCUUGUUUCUCCCUUGAAAACUGUGGAAUGGAGGUGUGGAAAGAAUUUGUGAAAAUGUCAACUGUUUAGCUAUUUAAGUUGUAUUUACUCUUUAAAAAAAAAAAGGCAAAUGUAUUGCAGGACAGGAAUAAAGAUGUCAAGAUGAAA
Molecule: messenger RNA, 4403 nt
Organism: Scomber scombrus (Atlantic mackerel)
Lineage: Eukaryota; Metazoa; Chordata; Actinopteri; Scombriformes; Scombridae
Gene: hrasb
Product: HRas proto-oncogene, GTPase b
Exons: 6
Coding region: 936-1505 (189 amino acids)
Biological process (GO): Ras protein signal transduction
Cellular component (GO): plasma membrane
Molecular function (GO): GDP binding; GTPase activity; GTP binding
Source: RefSeq, a predicted model, not a curated record